Messenger RNA from Cuculus canorus (common cuckoo), 7624 nucleotides. RefSeq names its product interleukin 15 (gene IL15). Gene Ontology annotation, cellular component: extracellular region. The transcript has 8 exons. Gene Ontology annotation, biological process: positive regulation of T cell proliferation; immune response; positive regulation of tyrosine phosphorylation of STAT protein. Gene Ontology annotation, molecular function: cytokine activity; cytokine receptor binding. Bases 349 to 900 code for a protein of 183 amino acids. Lineage: Eukaryota; Metazoa; Chordata; Aves; Cuculiformes; Cuculidae. The record is from RefSeq and is a predicted model, not a curated record.
CCCACAUCUGCGCAACUGCUUAUAAAGUGGUAGUAACACUCUAAACUGAGACAGAGUACAAGGAAUGUGAGUAGCUUCUUUUCCAGAGCAUCGUAUAAGAGAGCUGAUAGUCCCUACAGAACACGGAAUUCUGCAGAACAUUUUUACCACCUCCAAGAGUGUGAUUGUGCACAGAAUAACAGCCACCACUCAGAAUAACACAGAAGAGGAUAAGAAGAAGAUUGCACAGAGAGGAAGCACCGUUUUCACUGUUGCUUCUGGAGUGCAUGACCUUUACCCAGGUCCCACAAUGUACUUUCCUGACACAGAUUCUCUGCUCCUGUUCUGACUAAUGUUCCAGCAGGCAGGAUGCAGGGGAUGGUGCAGCCAACACGAAACUCUGCUGAAGCAUUGAGCAGGCUGGAGAGUCAGAAAACACACCUGAAAAAUAUUUGUCUGCAAUAUCAGCUGUAUCUUCUUCUGAAGAGCCAUUUCCUUUGCCUUUUAAAGAAUGAGACGGGACUAAUCAUCAUCUUCCUAUGUGCUUAUGUACUAAAGACAGCAGCAGGUCACUGCAAGUGGGCAGAAGUUCUGAAAGAUUUGGAGCAGAUCAAGACAUCCAGAGACAUUGAUGUCAUUUUAUAUACUGCAAACACAGAUGAGGACAAGGAAUGUCAAGAACCUGUAAUGAGAUGCUUUUUCUUAGAGAUGAAAGUUAUCGUUCAAGAAUGUUAUAUCAAAAAUUGUAGUAAAACACAGGAUGUAGUGAACAUAUUGAAAAAUGGAAACGCAAGGUUAGAAAAUAACAAGAAUUCUGCCACAUCAACAAAAUGCAAAGAAUGUGAAGAAUAUGAAGAAAAAAAUUUUACAGAAUUCAUACACAGUUUUGUAAAGGUUAUACAGAAGGAAUGCAAACACUGACCAGAAGACACAAACUGGGAACCAACAUUAUUCCAUGAACAUGUCUCAGAGAAAUUAGGUUACCACCAACAAUAAACUUCAAAGAACUUUACUUACUGUCCUACUUACACAGCACAAGCAAAGAAUAAUGAAAUCCCUAUGAUUCACAAUGUAUUCACAAUUGAAUGCAUACAAAUGAUAAUACUUAUGAAAUAGAAAUGUAAGGAAUUUAACAAGGUUUAAAGCUGCUGCUUGACUUAGACUGCCUUUUUUUUGGGGGGGGGGGGUAAGACCACCAGAAAAGAAAUCCUGCCUAACUUACCAACCUUGCAAUGAAAUUCUCUAAGAUUUCAGGAUAUCUGCAGUGGGAACCUCCUCAUGAACCUCAGUUCAGGGCUAACUGAGCAGGUUUUCAGAGAAAAGCUUUUAUUAUUAUUAAUAUAAUUUUUUCAUAUCCUGGUAAAGCGUUUGGCUAUCCUUUUACUAUCCAUGUUCCUAGAAGAUCCUAGCUCAUCUGUCACCUCUAUUACUAGUCAUGUGUGAGAGUUUUCCUUACUAUGUUUUUUCUUAUUAAUAUUUCUUCAAUGAACUAGUGUCAAAACACAAGCUGAGGGCUAUUGAUCUUAAAGGUCUAUUGUCUCUCUCUUAAUAUAUUUCUACUAUGGGUUUCAGGUAAACAAAAUCACUUGUUUUAUCUAAGAAUUCAAAGUAUAAAAUUAGAAUAUUUAUUUAAAGAGUCUUCCUUGCCUUUUUUCCUUUUGUACAAUGGUAGUGUAAGGGUAUCAAAAAUUAUCUUCAGACUUCUCAACAGAAGGGAAUGAUGCUUGUGCUCGGUUCUACUGUUCAAUGACAGAACAUGCUUUCUUAGUUCAUUGGCUACCUCUGACACAGACACUACUUUAGUCAUUAUGGCAAUUACUUCAGUUCCUUCAGCUAUUACCAAAGAUUUCAACCUGAAAUUCAACCAAAGAAAAGUAGCAUCAAUUUCAUUCUCUGCGUAAGAUGACCAAGUCUCUUGCACAUUUAAAAAAAAGAAAUUAAAAAAAUCUAUGUGCUGGAAAUAUUUCCUGUCUAAUAGUUUGUAACUUUGGUCCCCUUUUGGGAAAAGGGGCAGGAAUCACUUUUGACCAGUCAUUGGAAAUCAUGAUAACUACAUAUCUGCUUUUUUUAAGAUAACCAUGUCAUACCAACUGCUAUCCGCAACAGGCAAUUCUUUCCUCCAGGAACCUCCAUUUCUCUAUCCUCAUUUGAUAAAUGACUGAGUUAUUCUGUUGUCCACUUAACAAGAAAAAAGUCUCAAUCUCACUAUGGCAACAAAUACACUGCCUGGUACUCCCUUACCGUUGGGUUACUCCCAAACAUCUACCUUCAGUGCUCAGAGGAGCUGAGUCUUCAGUAAACUACAUGAGAAAGAACAUAAAUGUGAGCACAGUCAUCUUACAGGUGACUAAUAAAUUAACUGAUUGGUACAUUCAUAAGCAUAUGGAUAUCAGGAUUAAACACUGACAGAGGUAUCACAGAAGAAAUCAUCAAAUUAUUUGCGACCAACAAACAUCAAUGAAAGAAGUGUUCAUUAUACAGUGAAGUAAACUAUGUUUAAUCUUUAUCUUAAGACAAUGGCAUGCAUUGAAUAUGAUCUUACCUGAUGUCACAUGCAUAGGCAAGCUAACACCAGACUACAAUUGUGGUCUUUAAUCAGAGAUAAAAGGAUUUGCCUUAUUUCUAGCUUUAAAGGAACUUGACACACAGUCCAGCAGUAUUGCUGAUAUAAGAAACAAAUGGCUUCUUUGCUCUUUAUUUUGGGCAUUGUGAAAAUCAGUUACCCAAUUAAUUAUUUUCUGUGUAUUAUUAAAUCACUCGCUAGUGGCAAAUAUGUUAAAUAGUACAAAUUUUCUUUCUGAAAGAAUAUUGCUAAGUCUGUAAACUCAGUCUGCCACCCUGUCAGCCACUUUAUGUUGAAUUUUGACCAUAUCUCUUUAAUAUUUAAUUUCAUCCCCACCUGUUCUAGAUGGAUAUUCUAAAACCAAAAAUCCAUUUGGUAAUCUAGUUCUGCAGUAUUUCUCCUGGAGUUUUCCUCUUCCUGAGAGCUAAGCUGCCAAUAUAAAGCUUUACUACGUCUUGACAGCUAUAAAAAAUGAUCUCUUCAGUAUAAGAUGACUCACAGCAAAGUGUUGCUUUGUUCUCAAAGAAAAAAUAACUCUACCUUUUGAUACCAGAAGUGAAGGAUAAUGCUCUUCCACAGAAGCUCUAGUUACAUAAUUCUAUGUUCCUGAAUUUGCAAUAAAUUAAAAUGUAUUUUCAUUUCCUGGUAUUCAAUAUUUAUAUUUGUACCUAUAUUUUAACAGGAGAAUGCAAGUAGCACUAGUGCAGUAGAUGUCUGACAUCUUCUGCCUUCUUGUUUUAUUGGACUCUGUUUUAUUGGUUGCUCAUCAAUAGAAUAUUGCCUUCAGUGACUCCAAAUAUUUGAGCACUUGUUGAUCAGGUACUCUGCAGAUAAUUUCACAGGAGAUGCUUGAAAAUCCUCACAAUUUAAAGUUGAUUCUGGAUCAGCAUCAGUAUGAAGCCAUAUCGCUAUUAGCUAUAAUACCUCCUUCUUAAAAUAUAACACAUAAGAGAAUUCAACCAAUAAUUUCUGCAGUUCAGAUUUUCUUUUAAACAGUUUGUCUAUACUGCAUGAUCAAUAGAGUUCAGUUUUUGCAAUGUAUAACUGUCUCUCCUUUACAAUUACAAGGCACAGUAUGUCUUACCAGUUUCAUUUCCCUAGCAGAUAUUUGGACCUUAAAGUAGCAUCUGACAAGUUUCUCUAUAAUUUUUUAAAUCAGUGUAAUUUGUGACUAAUUUUAUACAGUGAUUUAAUUAAGUUAGUAAUAUAGCAUUAUCACAGUUGAACACCGAAGGAGUAUUCUCCUCUGGUAACCAAAGUAAGCUUUUAUAUCCUAAGUGGCCCUUUUUAGGCAUUUACCUAUGUGGAUGCAUACAUCUGCAACAAUUAAUCACUGCUGAGAAGUACUGCUUCAUUUGUCCCUUUAACGAAGGACCUGAUAUUUUAGCAGGUGAAACGCUUUCAGUGAGAAGCCGGCAGCCACGGGGACCUUAAGAGUGAGCAAGAGGCAGGCUAAGAUUAGGUCUGUGGCUGCAGGUCUAUAGCUGAUGGUCCAUUUUGCACAGGCAGAUAGAGGUGAAUCCUCAUUGACUGGAGUGGUUUGUAUGAGUGGUUUCCUCUUUUUCUCCAUUCAAAUCUCCUACUAAGGAACGGAUAUAAAUGUUCAUAGAUGCUAGUUAUUUUGGAAAUGCGAAUGUUGUGAAAGCCAGCAGCAAUAAUGGUAGUAGAAAAAAGGCAAAUUCUGAACUGCAACUACCUCUCUGAGGGGAGACCUUAUUAACUCUACAACUACCUAAAAGAAGGUCAUAGAGAGGUGGGUGUUGGCCUCUCCUCCCAAGCAAUAGAUGAUGUGACAAGAGGGAAUGGUCUUAAGCUGCAUGAGGGGAAGUUUAGAUUGGAUAUCAGGAAAAAUUUCUUCACCAAAAGUGUGACAUGAUAUAAUAUACUGUAGAUAUCAUCAAGCACUGGCAGAGGCUGCCCAGGGAAGUGGUUGAGUCCCCAUUCCUGGAGGUUUUUAAAAAGCUGGUAGAUGAGGUACCUGGGGACAUGAUUUAGUAGUGGACAGGUACAGUUGGAGCUGAUGACCUCAAAGGUUUUUUCCAACCUAAUGAGUCUGUGAUGCCUCUCUUAUUGGGGAGAAAAUAUUAAAAAAAGGGGAUUGUUUACCUGCAGUGACGUACCUGGAGCCUCAGCUGCAAUUUCAGAUUAACCAUCUUGUUCAUAUGGCUUUGUGAGGAAAAUAAUAGUUAGAAAUAUAUUUCAGAAGAUCAGUGAAUGUUUCUGGCCUUAUGAUCUCUUUUCUUAAUAAGAUAAAGGACAUUUUCAAUUACAGAGAAAAUUACUGUCCAGUAGGUUUUGCCUCCAGGUAAAGUGACUAGGGCAGAGGCAUGCAGCAAAUCAGCUGUCUUGUGACACAUAGCACUAGAUAAUCAUAUCGGUACCCAUCCCAAAUAUACAAAUUAUACAUACAAUUGUUAGUCUACUCAUUUGUCUAGAUAGCUCGAUCACAGAUAUUGUGAUUCUGCUGUUCACUAAACCCAGACUAAGUGCUCUGUCAUCCUUGUGAAUCUCUUUCUCUGCCUCCCACCCUUUCCCAGUUUAAUGUGGUCAACUUCACAACAGGAUGAAGCUAUUAAUAUUUUGUUGCAUUCCUCAUAAGACGAAUAUGUAUCAAGUAUAUGGGAACAAUAUCAUAAUAAAGUCAUCUAAGAUGAGCCUAGUUGUGAUUAGCAAUAACUCCACUAUUAAAAGAUUUUCUUUUCUCAUAAUUAUGCUCUAAGGUGACUAAGCUGUCACAUCUUCCUUGUAGUAUUGGAAAGCCAGGAAAACUGAAACAUCCACUACAAGAAUGAAAGCCAAGAAAAGGAAGAAAAAGAGAAGUGAGAGCUACUUUAAACAAUAACAGUGAAAGCAAAAUUAAUCCAACUGACUGUGAACCUACUGCAUUAGUUCUUCCUAAGUAGCAGAAUUUGACAAGGAGAUGGAUGGAAGUAAGGGUACUUCUGCAACUUCAAAGGUAAAUAAUAAAUUUCAGUGAGUACUUCUUGCAAUUGCAGUCAAACCAUUCACGUCUUCCCCCAAACAGUUCCACAGAGGGCUUUUGGAAGACUUUAGAAAUUCCUACUUGGAGUUCCCUGAGACAAGGUCAUGAUGGGAUGUCUUGACAGGAUGAUUAAGAAUGUGAGAAUGAACUAGCUGCUCAAAACAAGUGGAUGAAGCAAAAGCAUGAGACAAAAACUUCAUUGUAUCCUUAAGUCAAUGUUGGUGUUCUUGAGAAGAGAAAUAGAACAAAUUCUUACAUAGAAUAAAUUUUUAUCCAAAGUGGCCUUCAUUUGCAACUCAUCCAUAUGAUGGUGUACCUUACUAGCAAUAGAAACUAAGCAUUGUAGCAGAAUUUCUGUUCGGCAUCAGGAGACUGAUCAACAUGACACUGAGUCAUAAUGUAGUGUGGAAAAAGCUGUGCGUUCUCUAGAGGCAGAAAAGAAAUAAUUAAACUUUGCUACUACACUCUCUAUGGAAUAUUACUCACAUGCACUUAAAGAGAAGAAGAAAGCCAUAAAUUAUUAGGUCAAGUACAUUGAAUAAUAAGAUCAAAUCAUCAUGUCUGAGCUGUUUCCUUCCAACUAUUUUCCUCCAAACCCUGGAAAUAUUGGAGAAAUCUCAUCUUGUUACCAAAAGGCUCACUUAGGCCCAUAACCAACACCUUAAAUAAAGACCCAAAGAUAUAAAACCCUCGAAACCCUCUCCUUCUUCUGAAUGGUUUCUAGAGGUGGCAUUUCCUUGGCUAAAUCAAGCUGAUCAGGAAUCAAUUGGUUUUGUAAGAAUGGGGGAGAAACAUCUGUUUAAAUAACUGAGUCUUCUGCAUCAUGGCACAGGCAGAUUGCAACGUAUAAAAGUGAAAAACAUAGGGGUGGCAAAAGAAAUGAAGUUAUAAAAUGAACAGAAGUCAAGGGGGUUUCUGGGAAGCUUGUUUUAACUUUCACAUACACAUGAAUGUCAUCCUGAUUCUCUUUCUUCAGAGAUGAAUGGUGAAUAUUGGUUAAAAGCUUUGAAGCCUCCACCAGGUGGUGAAUAGAGAGGUAAGGAGUUGAAGCAAAAAGCCAGGAGUUAUCUAAGGUGUGAGGCAUAAUCUUUAGAACAUGUCUUUGUGGAAAAAUGAAAUGAAUGAAUGUAAAUACCUUCUUCCUCUAUUGAUCUAUUAUAGUCCAUUUGUAAAAAUAUGCGUCAAACAGAGACGAAUCAUAAUAGAAUUCCUAUCAACCAUGACUCUAAAUCUGUGUCAUCCAAAAGAAUUGAAUCCUUCAUCCUAUUUCUUCAAAAUCUCAUUUCCUUGGGGAACAUAAAUGGGUUUAUAGUCCAAUGGGAUGUCUCCACAGUUCUUUCAACUUUCUAAAACCAUGUAUUUACUUAAGACUUAUCUCAUCAUAUUCAAAUUCCCUAGGCAAGAAAAAAUGACAGCAUGGUUUCACUUCCAGAUUCUAAUACCAUAAAGUUCUGAAUCACAGAAAUUUUGCCUCUUUGAUUCUUUUCCUAGUGAGACUCAAUACUCCACUGGGUUUUCCACUUCAUUAUAUACAGGUCAGAGUUCGACCUCCAUACACAAUUAUGGAAACCCAUUAGUUACUCAGAUGAACCAGCCUGCUAUGUGGCUUCAUAUAUCCGACAGCAACAUCAUUUGUCUUUCAUAUGUCUCACAUCAACUGUUUUUACAGCAUAAAAAACAUUACCUGCACUUUCUGUUCAGCAGGAGAACAUUUGUCUAUGUUACAGGCUUUAACAAAGUUUGCAGCUGACAAACUCUUCUGUUUUACAUCACUUCUCCCUGCGUCAUUAACUCCUUCAGCAUAAAAAAAGGUUCAGUUCUGAUUUCCUACUUUGUGAUUAUAUAUUUAUACAAAAUAUUGCUUUCUUUAAACCUGAUGAAACAGUGCUGAGAAUUCACCAAAUUUUGUUCAGUACUAAAGCCUUCUGUAUAUUUCUGUGGGUGGUUGUUUCUUCCAAAUUAAAUAAACAAGCAUAAUAUGUGACACAAAGUUAUCUGAUACUCAGGGGAUCAACAUGCAGCAUGUAUAUAUAUUUUGUAUACAUUAAAAAGCACAUAUAUACCUGUAUAUAUGUGCUUCAUUUUAUAUUUUUAAUAUU